CUAGCAGAUAUCUGAGCUCUCCGCACGUUCCUUUUUCUCUGCAGCUUCGUGAACUGAAGGAAGCGUAGCCAAGCUUCUAAGCGGGUGUCAUGACUGUAUCACAAAAAAACACAGAAUAGCGAGAAAUAAAGAGAAGGAAUGGUGCUCGGAAUGGAGACAGCUAAAGGAUGAAAGGGUGACAACUACGAAGAAGAGGAAGAAGAAGAAAGGAUGAAAGAACCGUCAGACAUCGAGAGGGGAGCGGCGCAAGGAAGAGAAUCUCCUCAGUCUAGCACCAACAUGGAGAAGUCCCCAGAGACGAAAGCAAUUCGGAAAGCGAUGCAAGACGCUAUCGUCAAAGGAGACCUUGGUGCGGUGGAAAGAUGCCUGGAAGAGAACAAAGAUCUGAAGCAGUGGCUGGACCCAGAGACUGAAAAAUCAGCUAUAUGUAAAGCGGCAGAGGUGGGGCAACCCAGAAUACAAGCCCUUCUAGUGCAUCACAACUGCAGAACUAACAAGGAGAAAGGAGUAGAGCAAUUGGAGCAAGUCUGGGACCCCAAAGAUCUCCCAAAGACCAAAGAUAUCGAGGAACUGCAACACCUCCAAGAUAUCGAAUAUCGUUACCAACUCGGAUGUUUUGCGCCCAAAUGCGGGCAUAUUCCGCGCCUAGUUAAUAAUUCAUCAAGCAUAAGACACUGCGGUUGCCCUGAAAGAAAGGCAAUUGAAGCACCCUACGAGGCAUUGCAGAAAAUUGCGAUGGUGGACACUUCUCUGCAGGUUGCAGCCGCAAGGUCGUGGUUACAGGCCCAGAUGGUGUAGAAGAAGAGGGCACAUAUUAUGCAAAUGAAAUGCAACGUGUGAUCAAAGAGGCUGAUGACCCAUAUCCUAUUGAAAAAAUUAUAUCCAGUAAGAAAAUUGAUGGAGUCACUCAUUAUAAAGUGAAGUGGGCUGGUUAUGACGAUUCAUUUAAUUCGUGGAUUCCAGUGCAAGAUGUUGCCAGGCUCUGAGUUUUAUACAUACCUCCUAUCCAAUGACUGUACCGAAUUAUAUCCGACAAAUACACUGGACAACUUUACAGUUGCUUUGAAUGCACUCCUACAACUGAGUGGAAAGUAUGAAGUUGGAUUACAAGAACUAUCCAUUUGUAAUCUAUUCUACAAUAUAUCGCGGAGUGAUGACGGUGCCAUGCAGGUUGAUUACAAACACUUUGCAGAGGUUCGCAAGACUAUCGUCGUUAAAAGAACCCUAUAAAUGGUCCUUCUAGAGCUUUUUGAAGACUUGAACAGUUCUUUCAAUUAUAUUGACGGGAGAUAUGUAUUCCGUUUGUCACAUUCCAUUCGGUCAAUUAAGUUUAUAGAUGAAAACUUACAAGAAGCUACUGGAGUAUCAUCCAUUCAAGACAAUACUAUAAUAGGUUCUAAGGUGCCUCGUCAGAACACAUUCCUUCGAGAGGAAUUCGCUUCGCAGCUAUGCAUACUAGAAGAAAUUUCUACUCUUGCUUCAACUGGUUUAAUCGCAUUCAUUCCAGGUUGUUCCAUCGAGACCACAUUAAAUCGUUUUUCUUAGAACACACAAAAUUGAAGCAAGUGUAACGUUCCGAGAGAAUAGUUAAAGAUUGUCACAGUCAUUACACAGUCUCUUUGCUAUUCCAGAACAGGUCAAGAAUCUCCUCAGAUUAAAUAAUUUUAAUAUAAAAGGUGAUACAGCCUACUACUAUGGAGAUCCGUUUGAACGCACUCAUGACUUGAUUAUAGAGAAAGAAGUACACGUUACAAAAAGAAUAACUAUUCCCCCAGAUCAUUAUGAAACUCCGAAAUUACUGCUACAUACAAUCAACAAUCAAUUAGAGGGCAAAGCUCUACUCACAUAUAGUAAUGACACAAAGCUCUGCACUAUCAACCCAAUUGAUGGUGCUACCAUUCAUCUAUCAGAAUACCUCUCUAAUAUGUUGGGUUUUGCACCACUUACAACUUUUGCAAGCAGCACAACUGGAAACAUGCACCUCAGACUUACAUCAUUAUUAUUUUAUAUAGUUUAUUGUGACCUUAUCGAAUCAUCACACCUGGGUGCAAAGAAGUUUCCAAUAUUAAAAUUAGUCCCGUAUUCUGCAAAGGAAGACAAUAUCGUUCAUUACGCUUUCCAAAACAUGCAAUAUUUUAAGCUAUUGCAUAAUGAAAUAAAUUUCAUUUCAAUUAAGUUGUGUGACGACUCUGGUCGACCUCUCCACUUCAAAGGACCAUGCAAAACAGCUCUAGCUCUACACUUUAGACAUGUAUCUUAAAGAAAUCCCAGAAAUCCACUACGGUCGUGGACUUACACUAUACUUGGGACCAAUGUUUCAGAGGGGCAGUGGAUUCUUUAAAUAAUUGUGCAGGUUUGCAUUACCAAUCCUGCGACGAGCACAUCCAUACGUUACUAAGACCGCAAUGAAUGCAGGAAAAAACCUAGCACGAAAUCUAUCAGAUGGACAACAUUUGAAAGAAGCCAUUAGAUCCAGUGCAUCCGAGCUUAAGGCGCAAGUCUUAAAAUAUUUUGCUGGCGGCGGUGGCAGAAGGAGUAAAAGAAGAAGAAAAGAUCGCCUUUGACAAGCAACCCAAUUGGAGCGAGGAAUAAAUAUUUUCGUCAA
This is a messenger RNA of Ornithodoros turicata, 2605 nucleotides long. RefSeq lists its product as uncharacterized. The record is from RefSeq and is a predicted model, not a curated record. Bases 211 to 798 code for a protein of 195 amino acids. The transcript has 4 exons. NCBI's taxonomy places the organism in Eukaryota, Metazoa, Arthropoda, Arachnida, Ixodida, Argasidae.